This is a messenger RNA of Periophthalmus magnuspinnatus, 3588 nucleotides long. RefSeq names its product cadherin 11, type 2, OB-cadherin (osteoblast) (gene cdh11). The transcript has 16 exons. The record is from RefSeq and is a predicted model, not a curated record. NCBI's taxonomy places the organism in Eukaryota, Metazoa, Chordata, Actinopteri, Gobiiformes, Gobiidae. The coding region runs from base 255 to 2705 and encodes 816 amino acids. Gene Ontology annotation, cellular component: catenin complex; plasma membrane; adherens junction. Gene Ontology annotation, biological process: cell-cell junction assembly; homophilic cell-cell adhesion; adherens junction organization. Gene Ontology annotation, molecular function: cadherin binding; calcium ion binding.
GAUUGGUCUCCUCGUGUUUCAGGGACAUUGGCUUCAGUCUGUGGAUGUUGGAGUGAUUUUAUUUUGUGGAGUCGCCGCGGCUUCAGCUCAAGAUCUGUGUCCCUGAGGAACUCGGCCCUCGGUGAAGUGUCAGUGAUGAGCUCAAGACUCUGAUUGGCUGUGAUCUGUGUCCACUGUGAUGAGUGACAGCGGGUCUGUUCUGAGCUAACGCACUCACAGCGGCGCUAACGGGACGAGGAGCUCCUCCCACGGUCAUGGCGCUGACGGGCAAAAGCGGGGCCCCCGGGCUGCUCAGGGCCGUCCUCCUUCUGCUCGGGGUCACGGGCCUCUGCAGCGUCACGUCUGCGGCCAGGAGAGCAGCCACGCUGGAACACAGAGCACACACACACAGACACACACACACAGGUCACAGACACCAUCACCGGUCGGGGAAGGUGGGUCAGGUGCUGCACCGCUCCAAACGGGGCUGGGUGUGGAACCAGUUCUUUGUGAUCGAGGAGUACACGGGCCCAGACCCCGUCUUAGUGGGCAGGCUCCACUCAGACGUGGACUUGGGCGACGGGAACAUCAAAUACAUCCUGUCGGGAGAAGGCGCCGGCACCAUCUUCGUCAUCGAUGAUAAAACAGGAAACAUCCACGCCACCAAGACGCUGGACCGCGAGGAGCAGGCGCAGUACACGCUGACCGCUCAGGCCGUCGCCCGAGACACCAACAAACCCCUGGAGCCGCCGUCCGAGUUCAUCGUCAAAGUCCAAGACAUCAACGACAACCCGCCCGAGUUCCUCCACGGGCCGUACUACGCCAGCGUCCCCGAGAUGUCCAACGUGGGGACGUCGGUGAUGCAGGUGACGGCCACAGACGCAGACGACCCGACGUACGGGAACAGCGCCCGCCUCGUCUACAGCAUCCUGCAGGGACAGCCCUACUUCUCUGUGGAGCCUCAGACCGGCAUCAUCCGGACGGCGCUGCCCAACAUGGACCGGGAGGCGCGGCAGGAGUACGACGUGGUGAUCCAGGCCAAGGACAUGGGGGGCCACAUGGGGGGCCUCUCCGGGACCACCGAGGUCAAGAUCACACUCACGGACGUCAACGACAACCCGCCCAAGUUCCCCCAGAGUGUGUACCCCAUGUCCGUCUCCGAGGGCAGCGUCUCGGGGGAGGAGGUGGGUCGGAUCAAAGCCAAAGACCCCGACCUGGGAGACAACGGCCUGGUGACCUACAGUCUGCUGGACGGGGACGGCGUGGGCGUGUUCGAGCUGUCCACGGACUCCGAGACCAGAGAGGCGGUCAUCAAACUCAAGAAGCGUGUGGACUAUGAGACCAAGAGGAUGUACACGCUCAAAGUGGAGGGAUCCAACCCACAUCUGGACCCUCGCUUCAUGUCCUGGGGCCCCUACAGGGACGAAGCCACGAUAAAGAUCUCGGUGGAGGACGAGGACGAGCCGCCCGUGUUUGUCGCCCCCAGUUACACGUUCGAGGUGGAGGAGAACGCUCCAGAGGGCACCGUGGUGGGACGGGUCCACGCCAAGGACACGGACGUGGCCAACAACCCGGUCAGGUACCUCAUCCCUCGCUACACCGACGUGGAGCAGUUCUUCAGUGUAAACCCAGAGGACGGUUUGGUCACCACCACCCGACCCCUCGACCGAGAGACGCAGCCCUGGCACAACAUCUCUGUGUCUGCCACCGAGAUAGGAGGACACCAUCAGGACACAAAGGUUCGUGUGAACAUCAAAGUCAAAGACGUGAACGAUAAUCCGCCCGAGUUUGCGACGAACAACGAGGUUCUGAUGUGCGACACUGUGGCUCCAGGGAAGGUGAUCGAGACGGUCAGCGCCGUGGACAAAGACGAGAUGGUCCACAGGCAGCACUUCAGCUUCACCCUGGCCCCAGAAGUCGCCCACAACAACAACUUCUCCCUCAAAGACAACAGAGACAGUACGGCGAGUAUCUACGUCCUGAGGAAAGGCUUCAGUCGUCUCACUCAGGACGUGUACUUCCUCCCCGUCGAGAUCAACGAUAACGGCGUCCCGCCCCUGAGCUCCACCAACACGCUGACGGUGCGCGUGUGCUCCUGCGACAGCCGCGACACCAUCCUGUCCUGCAACGUGGAGCCGUACGUCCUGCCCGCCGGCCUCAGCACGGGGGCGCUCAUCGCCAUCCUCGCCUGCAUCGUCAUCCUCCUCGCGAUCGUGGUUCUGUUUGUGGCUCUGCGGCGUCAGAAGAAGGAGCCUCUGAUCGUGUUUGAGGAGGAGGACAUCAGGGAGAACAUCAUCACGUACGACGACGAGGGCGGAGGAGAAGAAGACACCGAGGCGUUCGACAUCGCCACGCUGCAGAAUCCAGACGGAGCCAAUGGUUUUCUGCCCCGAAAGGACAUGAAGCCGGAGCUGCAGUGUCCGCUGAGGCCCGGUAUGGGGCAUCCUGCGCCCAACAGCGUGGACGUGGACGAUUUCAUCAAGACGAGGAUCGCUGAGGCAGACUGUGACCCCACGGCGCCCCCUUAUGACUCUAUUCAGAUCUACGGUUACGAGGGCAGGGGCUCCCUGGCCGGGUCCCUCAGCUCUCUGGAGUCCGUCACCACAGAGUCUGACUUGGAUUAUGACUAUCUCCAGAGCUGGGGGCCCCGCUUCAGGAAACUGGCCGAUUUGUACGGGACCAAAGACUGUUCUCUCCAGGACGCCGACGAGGCGGACGACUCUUAACAGGAGACUCACGGCCUGCACUUCAGCGAGUCCAUCAGGAUCUGAGCUACUUCAACAACAACUAGAGAACGAACGGUUUAGGCAAAUGUGUUUCAUAUUUAUGAUGGUGCAUUCAUAAACAGAAUCUUCACUUUUCCUCUUCCUCUUCUGGGACCAGGGCUGAAACUGCAGCUCAGGCUCCGAUUAAAAUGACUAAGAAAAGAUUAGGACGACCCUCCUCGAAGAAGACAUUCCCGUGUGCAGUAGACCAGAGUGAACAUAGAGACUGAGAACAGAAGCACAGGCUGAAGCUGAGGCUGAAGCUGAGGCUGAGGCUGAAGCUGAGUCUGAAUGGUGAGGCUCUGGGGUGUUGAUACUCUGAAGACGUCGUCUUCACAGUGCGGUGGCCUUAUAAUAAAUCUACAACAACCCCAGAGUCUGAGCGGUGGAGAGCACACACCUCCAGGACCCCGGGAAGGUCCUCCACCUUUUUUAUAACGUGGACACUCGAGUCUGGACAUUCACUGUGUCCUCUGCCCUGUCACUCACCAACAUGGCUCCGCCCACAAACGUCUUCACACCUGUUUCACCAAUGAUCAAUCAGUGAAAACGCCUUAAACCUUACGGACACAUGUUCAUUGUUUUUGUAAUUUGACGCUCCAUGUCUCAGAUGUUUGAAGGACACAGACACAGCAGUGCUUCAGGCGUGACUCCUCACAGACUCCUCACACACGUCACAAACUGCACUCUCAGCACGGAACCUCCUGUUGUGCCCCUGAGCAACACACUUCACCCACCAGCCAAAGGGCGUCACUGAAACAGGAAGGGCAUCCGAUGUAAAAGUGUGAGAGGGAAGUUUUUACCUCCAUUACCCCCGAUAUUUACCCAAAGAAAAAACAAAAAG